Messenger RNA from Cicer arietinum (chickpea), 1667 nucleotides. NCBI's taxonomy places the organism in Eukaryota, Viridiplantae, Streptophyta, Magnoliopsida, Fabales, Fabaceae. The record is from RefSeq and is a predicted model, not a curated record.
CAUAUUUUCAUUGUAAUCUUAUAUAUUACUAUUUCAUUGAACCACUUAAGUAAAAUUUUGAUAACAAUGAGUAGACAUUAAUCAAUUUACAUCCCUUUGGAAUCAUUCUUUAAUUUCGAUUUCAACCUUGAAGUUGUAUCUUGUAAGACAAUUGAUUUUGUUCUGACACUUCCUUGUUACAUAGUGCAAUGGGAAUAGAAGAUUCAGAUAUUUGUAUCAUCAAGGAGCCAGAUCGUGUCAUAGUCUAUUCCGAUGGAAUUUCGCACGAUUCAAUUCAUGAAAAUGGAACUAAUAAUCACAAUAUCACAGAGUCUUAUGAGCAUAUCAAUGAGACUACUGAACAUCAUAGUUCAGAGGAGAGCACAAAGGAAUAUGAGGUGAAGGAAUGUACAACAGAAGUUUCUGUUAAGGCCUCCGACGAAUUGAACAUUAGAAAAACCGAGGAGAAGUUAACCUCCGAUUUCGAGGGUGUACUCAUUGAAAAAAGUUCAAAACCACAUAAAACAAAGGGUAAUCACAAGCCACGAGAUACUGUGAUGAAGCGCGGAUCAAGACCUUCUGUUGGGAAUGUUCAAAUCAAACCUACAGUUCCACAACCAUUUUCCCUAGCAACUGAGAAGCGUGCUUUGGUUGUAACACGUCCUACUUUGGAAGAAGAUAACAAAGGCAGUAAUGGAAGAAAAUCUUCUGUAAAUAAAAAAAAUGUGCUAUCUUCCAAUAUGCUUAAACAGAAUCAGUUGAAGACUCCUUUGGUACCAAGAAAACCAUUGCAACCCGAUAACAAGAAGCAUUCUGAUGAGGAAGAUUCUUGUUCAGUUGCUUCUAUAACUGGGGCUUCUGUGCGGUCAUUCAAGUCCAGGGCAACUGUCGCUGCUGCUCCAGUGUUUCGGUCGACUCAACGUGCAGAAAGGAGGAGGGAGUUUUAUACAAAAUUAGAGGAAAAGCAACAGGCAAUGGAGGCUGAGAAGAAUCAAAAUGAAGCAAGGAGCAAGGAAGAGAAGGAGGAAGCCAUCAAGCAGCUGAGGAGGAGUUUAAUGUUCAAAGCAAGCCCUAUGCCAAGCUUUUACCAUGAGGGGCCUCCACCUAAGGUUGAGUUGAAAAAGCUACCACCAACACGUGCAAAAUCUCCAAAGCUCGGCCGGCGAAAGAGCAACAGCGGUGCAAUUAAUUCAUCUGAAAGGGUCAAGGAGAAAGGAGAUGCUGCGCAGAGAAAGCAUCCCACACCGAACACCAACAACUGUAACUUGAGUGAUGUGAACAAUGGCAUGGGUGGCCUCGAAAAUGAGACCGAGCAUACUGAACUAAUCGAAGAAAUUAAUAUGAUCAAAAAGACUGGACAAGCCGAAAUGGAGAUCAGCUGGCAGUCAAGCUUUCAAUGAGUUUAGUUUUUUCAGUUCUAAUUUAUGAGAAUCUGGGGAAUGAAGUCUUGUUUCUUGUGACUUUGUGAAGCGUGUUCACUUGCUGGUGUGUGCAAUGUUUCAUAUGUGAAAAUGUUUAUUUGUAAUUUAUGUUAAGUGUUAACUUAUUUGUAAAAAAGGAAGUCUUAUUGCUCAUAAGAGUUAUUUAAGCAUUUGUCUCUCAGCUUGAACUUCAGGGUCAGAAUGUUUUAAGUUAUUGGAAAAUAAUGCUAUUAAGUGAACAAAGUAAGUUAUGUUUCAUUCUUGCUA